This is a messenger RNA of Cajanus cajan (pigeon pea), 2142 nucleotides long. NCBI's taxonomy places the organism in Eukaryota, Viridiplantae, Streptophyta, Magnoliopsida, Fabales, Fabaceae. The record is from RefSeq and is a predicted model, not a curated record.
UGUUAAAAUUUUCAAUCUUUCGAUCUACUUUACAUGCUUGUUAGGUACAAUUUGGCAUCUUUUGGUCCUGAAUAUCACACUGGAAGCGCUUUUAUGUGUUGCCCAGAAUUAUGUUUUGUUGGGGAUUAGGGUGCAGCUAUCAAGCCAAACCCAAUAUAUUAUGAAAUUGCUACCUUUUUCCAUUUCUGCAAUAAUAUUCACAUUAUGGAAUGGUGGAGUCUGGGUUUUGUUUGUGAUUUUAUCCUACGCUUGAAUUGAAUAACUAUUUAUUGAUUCUUUUUUGCGUACUUCACUUAUUUCCAACAAAUUUGAUGUUUCUGAUGUUAUCAGAAUCAAUGAAAUUUAUUUUUGAAAUUGUGCUUUUUGGUGUUUGUGUUUGUUUUUUCUUGUUCUUCUUUGUCUUUUGUUAUUUAAUUACGCAUUAGUUUGUUUGGAUGUAAGUUUAGAAAAGUUUGAGAUUUUUUUUAGCAGAAAAAUUUCUUUAUUUUCGGAAAAAAAAAAAAAAAAAAAAAAAACUCUAAAAAGCUCUUCUAAGCUGGUACCCAGACUCUUAUAUGAUUUUGGUUCUAGCUCAAUUUGGCUGCUGAUGUAGGUUAAAAUCUUUUGUGUUGUGUGUGUGGAGGAUAGAAAUUCAGGGCCAAGAGGUUGUUUAGAAGAUGGUUGGGAACCCUGCACUCCAUGUCUCACAAUUGCCAACAUCUUUUCCUUCAUGUCUGAUUACACUACCAGGAAAUUCUUCAUGUUUCAUGCCUCUUCCGAUUAGACGCCACACACACAUCAACAGGAUAGGGGCUGCAUCAGCUGAUGCAGAUCAUGGUCAAAGGUCAUCUACAUCAGAAGCAAAAAAUCCACUUGCAGUUGUGUCGGAAAUUCCGCAUACCAUUUGGAGGCGAACAUUACGGCCACUAAGUGAUUUUGGAUUCAGUGAUAGGAGCAUCUGGGAAGGUGGGGUUGGACUGUUUUUAGUGUCUGGUACUGUCCUAUUUGUUCUUAGUUUGGCCUGGUUGAGGGACUUCCAAAUAAGAUCCAAAUUCCGGAAGUACACAGUGGCCUUUGAGUUUGCUCAAGCAUGUGGGAUAAGCAAAGGAACACCUGUGAGAAUCAGAGGGGUCAAUGUUGGCAAUGUCAUUGGUGUGAAUCCUUCCCUGAAAAGUAUUGAAGCUGUUGUUGAGGUUGAUGAUGUUAAAACAAUUAUACCACGAAAUUCAUUGAUCGAGGUUAACCAGUCAGGUCUUCUCAUGGAAACAAAAAUUGAUAUCAGUCCUCGUGAGCCAAUUCCAACACCUUCUGUUGGCCCUCUUGACCAAGACUGUACUAAGGAAGGUCUUAUUUUAUGUGAUCGUGAAAAGAUCAAGGGUUACCAAGGAAUAAGUUUGGAUACAUUGGUUGGAAUAUUCACUCGCCUUGGCCGUGAUGUUGAGGAAAUUGGUAUCAUCAAUAGCUAUUCCUUGGCUGAACGAGUUUUUUCCAUUAUUGAAGAAGCAAAACCACUUCUUACACAGAUCAAAGCCAUGGCUGAAGAUGUUCAACCUUUGUUGGCUGAAGUCCGUGAUAGUGGCCUGUUGAAGGAACUUGAGAAUUUAACCCAAAACCUUACCCAAGCUUCUGAUGAUAUGAGAAGGGUACAUUCUUCCAUUAUGACGCCCGAGAACACUGAACUGGUUCAGAAGUCCAUAAACACACUUGUUUUUACCUUGAAGAACAUUGAGAAUAUUAGCACGGAUGUUGUGGGUUUUACUGGGGACGAGACUACAAAAAGGAAUUUGAAAUUACUUAUAAAGAAUCUCAGCAGGUUAUUGUGAAGUCAAAUUCUCAGCAGGUUAUAUGACAGGUGUUAUUGACUGUGGAACUGAUUUCUAUGUUGCAUGGACUGGUUUUAAUGGUUGACACUGGAGGACUUCAGAGAGAAUGAAGUUACUGUGAGGUUCAGUUAUACGCAAUCAUCUACCAUCUUGGCGAAUAUAUAUAUAUAUAUAUAUUAUAAAGGAGUAUAGAGCAGCGUUAUAGGAAAAGGUUAUGAGUGGAUUAUAUUUGUAGAGUUAAUAUUUAUGGUCGUUUAGCUUGUUAUAUACGUAUCUCUGGCAGAUACAUUGUAUCAACAUUUCUUUGGGCAUUGUAAUCGACAACUAUAGUUACUUCUUU